Messenger RNA from Saccostrea echinata, 1936 nucleotides. Its product is annotated as E3 ubiquitin-protein ligase Midline-1-like. Gene Ontology annotation, molecular function: zinc ion binding. Lineage: Eukaryota; Metazoa; Mollusca; Bivalvia; Ostreida; Ostreidae. The record is from RefSeq and is a predicted model, not a curated record. Bases 14 to 1897 code for a protein of 627 amino acids. The transcript has a single exon.
GGUUGUAAAGAAGAUGGCCACCUCUUUGACUGACAGCUCAUCAUUUGAGGACGUCACUGCAUGUUCUAUAUGCUUUGAGAAAUUUAAAACACCUCGAUAUCUACCAUGUUCCCAUUCCUUUUGUCAUGACUGUUUAUCGUCACAUAUUGUAAGUGUGUGUAAGUCUUCGGAACCACGCUUGGGUUUUAAUUGUCCAUCAUGCCGAGAAUACAUUCCUGUUGUCGGUCCCUUUGAUAAGCCAGAGGAAUGGUCUGAAACUUUCCCUGUGAACGAAAUACUGGAGAAAAUUCUUGGAAGCCCAAACCAAAAACUGUGUGAUUCUUGCUUGAGAGAUAGCGAGGAGGAAGACGCAUCUGACUUCUGUUUAUCUUGUAUAGAAUUCUUAUGCAAAGUCUGUUCAAGGUGUCACAAAAAGCAUUUGUUGUCAAGAAGCCACAAUGUCUGCCCUUUGAAUGAUAUAAAAUUGCAACACAUACAGUCAGCAUUUGGAAAAGAAGACAUUUGUAAAAAGCAUCCAGACCAUAAGCUGAAUCUAUACUGUUUCAAACAUGAACAGCCUUGCUGUAUUAUCUGUGGUGGUACGGAGCAUAGACAAUGUGAUUCUGUUGAGGCUGUCGAAAAAGCUGAAGAAACCUAUAGAGCAUGUGGAAAAAUUGAUAGCAUGUUAGAAGAUAUGAGAAGCCUUAGACAGAAACUGAUAAAUGCAAAGGUCGAACAAGAAAGAAAUAUUACAGAACUAGAAGACACCUUAGAUAAAGUAACAGAAGAGACUGAAAAAGAAUUAAACGACAUUAUACAUCUCAUUGAAAGAUUAAAAACAGAGCAUUUAGAUGAGUUUUCUGCUGCUGUCAAGAAAGGCAAAGAAAUGCUAACCAGAAAUGUGGCCAUUUUCAGUGAUGGGAUCCAGUGUGCUGAGUUUUGUUUUGAUAUCCUUGAAAAAGCCAAGGAAAAACAAAAUGAAUCAACCUUAAUGAUAAAAUAUUAUGCAGCAAAGCAGACUUUUGAGCAGUUGCAAACUGUUAGAUUUAGGACAAGAGGAACACAGAUAAUGGCUAAAAGAGAACCUAUUUUAGAAGAAAUAGCAAAAAUGAAGAGAAUAGCAAGUGUUGAGGUCACUGAAUUGGUUCUUGAUAUUCCAAAUGUUAUCUUUGAUGUAAGCAGUGUGCAACUAAAUCCAAUUAUUGAAUUUAGUAUAGAUGGAGGGGAUGUAAGAGGUGGGACUUUUCUAUCAAACAAAACAUUUAUAUUUUCUGAUGUAGGGAAAGGUAGAAUUUGCUAUGGAGAUCUGCACAAAAAGGAAUGGAAAAUUAUUAGAAACACUGAAAUAUUACAUAAUCCUCAUGACAUUUUGCUAAAGGGAUAUGAAAUAUUUGUCGCUGACUCAAAAUCUAUUAAUGUGUUUUCUGUAUUUGAUUACAAAAAACUGAGAACCUUAAACCUUGAUUUGAAAACGGUUGGGAUAUCAAACUGGAAAGACGAUUUUUACGUGGCCUGUGGGAACAAGAUUGUUAAAAUUGAUAACACUGGUAACAAAAUAAAGGAAUUUAACACACCAGGCUCACAUACUUUUAAUGUUCUUUGUACAAAGUCUGGAAAUAUUGUGUACUCUGACUGGAAGAUUAACAAAGUUAGUGCCAUAACUGACCAAUGGGAAGCUGUUUGGGAUUAUUCAAGUCCCAAUCUAAAAUGUCCAUAUGGACUGGAUAGCGAUUCACAAGGAAACAUAUAUGUUUCUGGUUUCCAUAGUCAUAAUAUCCAUGUGAUAUCAAAUUCUGGUGCACUGAUUAGGAUUUUUCAAAAUCUCAAUUGUCCUUUAUUUUUGAAAAUUGCCAAGGAAAGAAAUUUGUGUUGCGUAUGUAGCAGUUACAAAACCCUGACUUUUUAUGAAAUGAAAUGACAAGCUUACUUGAGCAUGUUGAGAUAUGGACAUGCACCC